UCUCUUUAAGAGUCCCGAGCUCGCUCUCAAUGAACGCCGAGCAGACAGACGCAUGCUUCUCUCUUUCUUUUUGUAUUGUAACCUGAUUGUAACGCUUGUGUGUCAAAAGGAGGUGGAUCUGGCGCACCGGGAGGCCGUUCCAGAUUCUGCGCGAGCAAUUGGCUGCUCGUGAACCUUGUUUGUCCGCGGUCACGCCUUGAUCACGCACGCCACGCGCUCGGGAUGUCUCGUGCUUAUCGGGAUCACAGGUGCGCUUGCGACCUCGCGGACUUUUAGCGAGAUCAUCCGCACACUCGGUGCGCACUCCGCACUGCGCAGCUCAGGCUAAGAACCAGAGAGAGAGAGAGAGAUUGACGGUAACCGGAGAGAUGGCGGAGCAGCGGAUGUCGCGCUGGUACUUCGGUGGGAUCGCGUCGUGCGGAGCCGCCUGCUGCACGCACCCGCUGGACCUGCUCAAGGUGCACCUGCAGACGCAGCAGGAGGUGAGGAUGAGGAUGGUUGGCCUGGCCAUACACGUGGUGAAGAACGACGGUGUGCUGGCGCUGUAUAACGGCCUCAGCGCCUCGCUCUGCAGACAGAUGUCGUAUUCUCUCACCAGGUUUGCCAUCUAUGAGACGGUCAGGGAUGUGAUGGGCAGCGGCGGUCAGGGACCCAUGCCCUUCUAUCAGAAAGUGCUGCUGGGAGCGUUCGGAGGCUUCACCGGCGGCUUCAUCGGGACUCCAGCGGAUAUGGUCAACGUCCGGAUGCAGAACGAUAUGAAGCUUCCCGCCGAGCAGAGGAGAAACUAUAAACACGCGCUGGACGGACUCUUCCGGGUCUGGCGGGAAGAGGGAACCAGGAAGCUGUUUUCAGGAGCCUCUAUGGCGUCCAGCAGAGGAGCCCUGGUCACCGUCGGACAGCUGGCGUGUUAUGAUCAGGCCAAGCAGCUGGUGUUGGGCACAGGACUCAUGGGAGAUAAUAUACUCACACACUUCCUGUCCAGCUUCAUCGCUGGGGGUUGUGCGACGUUCCUCUGCCAGCCGCUGGAUGUAAUAAAGACCAGAUUGAUGAACUCUAAAGGAGAAUACCGAGGUGUGAUUCACUGCCUGACUGAAACUGCCAAACUGGGACCACUAGCCUUCUACAAGGGUUUAGUUCCCGCCGGGAUCCGCUUGAUUCCUCACACGGUCCUGACCUUCGUCUUCCUGGAGCAGCUGAAGAAAUACUUCGGCAUCCGGGUGCUCAGCUGAACUUUGACCUCUUGACCCCUUCCCUCUGGCCUCCUCUCGAAGCUGCUCUCACUUCCACAAUAUUAGUUCUGGACAAUCUCACAUUACUCAAUCAUGACCAACUCAACAUUUUCUCUGAACAGUCACUUCUUUUUCUUUUAUUAAAUUGUUUUGCUCGGGUGAGUAAAAUCAUGACAGAAUUUCAUUUUCACUGAACUGUUCCUUUAAGACACAAACAAAACAGUCUGUGUUGCUUCAAGGUUUUUAAACGUUGCUACAUUCAGUCUGUAUGUAUUGUUAAACUUUUUUAAUGGUACAAAUUCUAUAUUUGUGACUCUUUGCUGGGUUCGAUUGACAGAAGGGUCAGGGGUCACAGAAAAGCUACGAGGGGACAGAAUUAAAACAAGUUUUACUUUAAUAACCAAAUUAUGGAGCAUCACAGAAGAAAAUAAACCAAGACACAGACUGAUGGGGACCCAGGACUUCUGUACUUGGUGCUAUGCUUUCAGUUUUCAUUAUAUUUCCGUUCUUUUUGUAAUAUUUCUGCUGGAAAACUUACGCUCGGCACUGAUCUGCGGCUGAAAUAUUGUCAGAUCUGCUGUAGUUUCUGCUGAUGUGCAUGUAGUUGUUUUAGUGUUGAGGUAAUCAGGGCAUUUAGUGAAUGAGUUGCACAGAUUACUUGUAGUCCUUCUGUUUUGUGCUUAGGUGCUGAGAAUAUCUGGACUCAUCCUAAACUAAGCAUAUAACAACACAGAAUUAGUGCAAAUGUAAUUUAAAUAUAUUAAUUUAGCUUAAGUUGUUAUAUUACCAUAUUGGUAGAUGCGUCAAAACAGACCCUUUUCUGUUGUUGUUGUUUUAACACACUAAUAAUGACACUGAACACAGGAGAGGCCUGAUCUCUCGGUGUCCAGCAGAGGGCGCUGUGGUGCACUGAAGGUGCGCGCAUGCGUGGACGCGCAGAGCCGCUUGUGUGCAUCGAGCGUUUGCAAGACAGUAUUUCUGGGUACAAACAGUUUGUUUUUCUAUCAAUUUAUUUGUAGCUCAGGGUGUUAAAAUUGAGGGUUGAAAUAGUUGUUGCUUGACGUGAGUGACAUUGAGCUGCUUUCUAUCUUGAUAAAAAAAGAUGUGCAAACUAAGAUAUAAACUGGUUUAAACUGUCUUUUCAGAACGGUAUUUUGACUAAAAUGAAAAUGUAUGGAAAUAAAAGUACUAACACAAGAAAAUCAGGUGUAAUUAUUUGUAUAUGGAAAUUUUUGUAUUCAGCUCAUACAUUACUCAACCUGAAAUGUAGGUUAACCUUUUUUUACCUAUUUCCCUCCAUUUUGAACACUGGAUCACGCAGAGUUUCUGCAGCCUGACAGAAACACGACUUCCGCGUUAAACCACCAGCUUUCAGUUUCAAUUGUUGUCAAAACUUCGUGCGAGUAAAACCCAUGAAGAGAAGCGUGAUGGAGCGGUUACACGCGUAGGAGCAGAACAACAGGAUAUUGUGCUGUUAAGGCUUGAGCAGUAAACAUGCAGAUCCAUGUCUAACAGCACAGAGAGAUCCACUCGUGGUCCAGACGCUCAAGAUGAGGCGAGGAAGCAUGUCUCAUCCUCCACAGUUUUCAGAGCUCAAUAUUGUGCUGUGGGGUCCGACUGGAGCAGGGAAGAGUGCCUCAGGAAACACCAUCCUGGGUGGAGACAGAGAGACAUUCGAGGAACAUCAUCAUUUUACGUCUGAGACCAAAACCUGUGCAUCAGCACAAACAGUGGUGGACAGACGAGCCAUCACUGUGAUCGACACCGCUGUGAAGAUUACAGAUGUGCAGACACAAAUAGAGCAGAUAGUACAGAGCACACCGCUCGAUGUGUUUCUGCUGGUGAUCAAACUGGGUGAGACGUUCACCAAGGAGAAACACCAAGCUGUGAAGAGCGUCCAGGAGAAGCUUGGAGCCAAGGUCUUGAAACACACAAUAGUGCUCUUCACUCACGCCGAUCAGUUAGACGAGUCAGUCGAAGAUCAUCUGGGAGACUGUGAAGCGCUGCGGUCAGUAGUCCAUCAGUGUUCAGGAGGAUUUCAUGUGUUUAAUAACAAGGAUGGAGAUCGAGCUCAAGUCACCGAGCUUCUGGAGAAGAUGGAGUCUCUGAGGAGGAGGAAUGGAGACAGGAGAUACACUGAGCAGGACUACAAGAGGAGGAGGAGAGAUCUCUGGCUCAAGAAGUGUGACGUCUUCGUAGCGAUAGCUUUAGCAGCAGCAACAGUGUUAGUUUUAGCUGGAGCAGUAUUAAGAGAAGGAGCUGGAGCUGUAGACGGAGGAGCAGCGUUAGAAAGAGCAGAUGUGUGGAGAUCUGCAGGAGUCGGAGAAGCAGCGAUGAUGAUGGCGUCGGCUGCUCCUCGAACAGCACCAGCAGGGUUACUGGGAGCAGCGGGAGGUGCAGCUCUUCUGGCGGUCGCAGCUUGUGCUGGACUCUACUUUCUGGCAAGAAAAUAUCUCUCUAGAGGAAAUGAUAAGAGUGACUAAAAUACACUAGCAUCACGCUGUAUGUAGCAUGAGUAGAACAAGCACGUUUGAAAUAAACACAUUCAUUUUCA
Molecule: messenger RNA, 3783 nt
Organism: Carassius gibelio (silver crucian carp)
Lineage: Eukaryota; Metazoa; Chordata; Actinopteri; Cypriniformes; Cyprinidae
Product: mitochondrial dicarboxylate carrier
Exons: 13
Coding region: 369-1229 (286 amino acids)
Biological process (GO): oxaloacetate transport; succinate transmembrane transport; mitochondrial transport
Cellular component (GO): mitochondrial membrane
Molecular function (GO): thiosulfate transmembrane transporter activity; antiporter activity; sulfate transmembrane transporter activity
Source: RefSeq, a predicted model, not a curated record